Molecule: messenger RNA, 522 nt
Organism: Pundamilia nyererei
Lineage: Eukaryota; Metazoa; Chordata; Actinopteri; Cichliformes; Cichlidae
Gene: lim2.3
Product: lens intrinsic membrane protein 2.3
Exons: 4
Coding region: 1-522 (173 amino acids)
Cellular component (GO): plasma membrane
Molecular function (GO): structural constituent of eye lens
Source: RefSeq, a predicted model, not a curated record
AUGUACAGCUUCAUGGGAGGUGGGUUGUUCUGUGCCGGAGUUGGAAACAUACUCCUCAUUGUCUCCACGGCAACUGACUACUGGAUGCAGUAUCGGCACUCCAGCAAUUACAUGCACCAGGGCCUGUGGCGGUACUGUGUGCCUGGGAAAUGCAUGACACAUACAGACAGUAUUGCAUACUGGGAUGCCACCCGGGCCUUCAUGAUCCUUUCCCUGCUGGCUUGUUUCAUUGGCAUUGUGAUUGGCGUCAUGGCCUUCAUCCACUACUCCUCCUUCGACGGGUUUGACAAGACAUUUGCAGCUGGCAUCCUCUUCUUUAUCUCCUGCUUCUUUGUGUUGCUGGCGAUGGCUGUGUACACAGGGGUGACGGUGAACUACUACGGCAAACGUUAUGGCAGCUGGCGAUUCUCCUGGUCCUAUAUAAUGGGCUGGGUGGCAGUGGUGCUCACGUUCUUCUCAGGUAUCUUCUACAUGUGUGCCUACCGGAUGCACGAAUGCCCAAGAAACUCUAACUCGCGCUGA